Messenger RNA from Dicrocoelium dendriticum, 1451 nucleotides. Lineage: Eukaryota; Metazoa; Platyhelminthes; Trematoda; Plagiorchiida; Dicrocoeliidae. The record is from the annotation of a GenBank genome assembly.
AUCGUUUCAACAUCAAUGUGCCGCACAAGUUUCGUAUCCACACAUUCAUGCUGCCAGCAUUUUGUGAUCACUGCGGCUCAUUCUUGUUCGGGAUCAUGCGACAGGGAUUGCAGUGCGAAGUGUGUCGGCUCAACAUACACAAACGCUGUGAGAAAAAUGUCGCAUCUCAUUGCGGAGUGAACACGAGGGAUCUGAUUACGGCCAUUCGGCUGUGUGGCUUGAAUCCGUCCGACUUGGGUGUCUCUCCUCCACCGACCUCUAUCACCAAUGCUGUGGCUUCAGCGCUUUCGGCCGGCGGUGGUGCUUUUCCCUGCACGCCCGGUAUAGCCAAUCUUCCUCCGGUGUCCAACUUUCCAGGUAGCAAUCUAAUCGCAUCUCGUCCUAUCCAAAUGGGUUUACGUACAAGGAGUCCUUAUGGUCCUCUUGGAGAUUCGAUCGUUGGAGAGCUUCGUUUCUCUGGCUCUUCACCCAGCAUGAUCACUCCGCACGAGCGCUCACUGAGUUCGCCCAUUCCUUUGCCCCCGAAUGCAUUGAAUCAAUGUUCUAUGGAACAUCCGGAUGCCGCCUCGUUACGCGCCGCCGGCGCACUUUCCAUUGUAAGUGGUCCCGUUUAUGGACGUCAAGGUGUUGCUGCUGUCCCUCCUCGACCUGCCUCGCUUCAGGAUCCCUUCACAUCCUCUCCCUUGAAUGCCACAAACCUCCGAAUACCAUCUUUACAAGACUUCGUUUUUCUCAAAGUUCUGGGCAAAGGUAGUUUCGGUAAAGUUAUGCUUGCUGAAGAAAAAUCCACCGGCGAAGUCUUCGCUGUCAAAGUGCUCAAAAAAGAGGUGAUUCUUCAGGAUGAGGAUGUGGAUUGCACCUUGACUGAACGUCGUAUCCUGGUGUUGGCAGCCCAACAUCCCUUCCUCACCGCACUCUACUGCGCAUUCCAAACAGAGGACCGCCUUUUCUUCGUUAUGGAAUAUGUGAACGGUGGCGACCUUAUGUUCCAGAUUCAACGUGCCAGACGUUUCGAUGAGGCUCGUGCUCGCUUCUACGCUGCUGAGGUUACCUUAGCCCUCAUGUUUCUUCACAAACAUUCUAUUGUGUAUCGCGAUUUAAAGCUGGACAACAUUCUUCUCGACGCGGAAGGUCACUGCAAACUGGCCGAUUUCGGCAUGUGUAAAGAAGGCAUGACAUCGGGGAAGACCACCUCUACGUUUUGUGGCACCCCCGACUACAUCGCUCCCGAGAUCCUCGCGGAACUGGACUAUGGCUUCAGCGUGGAUUGGUGGGCCCUGGGUGUUCUCAUGUAUGAAAUGAUGGCUGGUGCACCACCUUUUGAGGGUGACACAGAGCAAGACCUCUUCAAUGCCAUCUCCUAUGAAGAAGUGACCUAUCCAUCCAAUCUUCAUCCAGACGCAGUGGACAUCGUCUCCAAGGUGAUCAUUUUACCGUUUUUAGCCAUUUAA